AUGUUUGAUGCAUCUAUACAAAUCAAUAAGCUUGGCAGAAUCAUCAUCGGCCUCUAUGGUAAUAUCGUUCCAAAGACUGCAGAAAAUUUCCGAGUCUUGGCUACCAACGAAAAGGGAUUUGGAUAUCAAGGCUCUCACUUUCAUCGAGUCAUUAAAGAUUUCAUGAUCCAAGGCGGUGAUUUUGAAAACGGUGAUGGAACGGGUGGUUACUCUAUAUAUAAAGAUCGCAAGUUUGACGAUGAAAACUUUGAACUGAAGCAUGCUGGCCCUGGAUAUGUCAGCAUGGCCAAUGCUGGUAAAAACACUAAUGGUGCACAGUUUUUUAUCACAACAGUCGCGACAAAAUGGCUAGAUGGCCGUCAUGUUGUUUUUGGAAAAGUGAUUGAAGGUAUGGAUGUUGUCUUCAGAAUUGAAAACACAGAAAGAAAUGGAAGUACACCCACCAAGAAAGUGGUGAUUGCCAGUAGUGGCUCACUUCCACUGUAG
Messenger RNA from Batrachochytrium dendrobatidis JAM81, 486 nucleotides. RefSeq lists its product as uncharacterized. Gene Ontology annotation, biological process: protein folding; protein peptidyl-prolyl isomerization. Bases 1 to 486 code for a protein of 161 amino acids. Lineage: Eukaryota; Fungi; Chytridiomycota; Chytridiomycetes; Rhizophydiales. Gene Ontology annotation, molecular function: peptidyl-prolyl cis-trans isomerase activity. The record is from RefSeq and is a predicted model, not a curated record. The transcript is spliced from 2 exons.